CUUUGGGGGAUUUUCUGUUGUUCAAUUGAAGAGAAAUGUAGAAUUUUAUGUAUGUUGGAUUUCACAUUAGUUUCUCAUUAAAUUUUCACAAUUUUGUAUAUCUUAUUUUAUUUUACUUUCAUACAAAGAGAUGGUGAGAAUGUUGGGCUUUAAAGGGAGAAAUAUAGUUGGUUGUUUUAUUUUAUUUUUGUUGGAAAUUGGGAGUAUAUUUAUAAUUUAUAAGGAAAUUGUACAGAAAUCGUUUGAAACAUUUAUGGUGGAAGAUUCCGAAAGUGUAAUAGAUCGAUUAUCCAGAAUGUAGGAAGGAAAAGGUGUUAAUAGAUAGGAAGCUGGGGAUAAAGAAGUGUGAAUUGGUGGAAUUAAUGGAUGGCAAUACCUUUGAAGGAAGCAAGUCUUGUGUGUAGAUUUCAACAGCCAAUUUAUAGCAUAGGAAUAUUGAGUCGGAUUCCUUGCUAGUCAUGAAAAAGAAUUCUGAACAGGAUCGCUUUGGAUCUGUAUUCAACAAGCUGUUGAGUGAACUUGGGGAACCUGUUGACUUUGAACUUCCAGAAUGGAUUAAGACGAGGACAACGCAGUACACUCAUAUAAAGCGCAAUAUAUAUCUCACUAAGAAGGCCAAGAAAAAGUUUGAUGAUGGCAUAUUCUGUUCCUGCACAUCUUCACCUGGAUCUACUGGUGUAUGUGGUAGAGAUUGCCACUGUGCGAUGCUUCUGUCUGGCUGUUCUUCAGCCUGCAAAUGUGGGAUCUCGUGUCUCAACAAAGCUUUUCAGCAUCGUCCUGUGAAAAAGCUGAAAUUGAUUAAGACUGAGAAAUGUGGUUUUGGAAUUGUGGCGGAUGAAGAUAUCAAGGUUGGGGAGUUUGUCAUUGAAUAUGUUGGUGAAGUCAUCGAUGAUACAACAUGCGAACAGAGGCUUUGGAAUAUGAAAGAUCGUGGGGAAACAAACUUUUACUUGUGUGAAAUCAAUCGAGAUAUGGUGAUAGAUGCAACAUACAAGGGAAACAAAUCAAGAUAUAUCAAUCAUAGUUGCUGCCCAAAUACUGAGAUGCAGAAAUGGAUAAUUGAUACUGAAACAAGAAUUGGCAUAUUUGCUACUCAUGACAUUCAGAAGGGCGAGCAUCUGACUUAUGAUUACCAGUUUGUUCAAUUUGGUGCAGACCAAGAUUGCCACUGUGGUGCUGUUCAGUGUAGGCGUAAGCUGGGUGCUCGACCUACUAAGCCUAAAACGUCUUCCGAUGCUGCAUUAAAAUUAGUUGCAUAUCAGGUUUGUCAGAAUGGAGGCUUGCAAAUUGGAAGUUCAAGGGUUGUUGACCAAUCAAAAUGUUUACACAAUUGCAUUGAUGAAGUUAUUAUGAUAAAAAAACAUGGAAAUGUGAGAUUUGGGAUUAUUAAGUGGUUUGAUGAAUUUUCACGAAAACACAAGAUCAUGUUUGAGGAUGGUUGUGUUGAAAUUUGUGACAUGUCAAAAGAAGAUUGGGAACUAGUGAGAUUGUGAUGCAACUAUUAGAAAGGAUCACUUCCCUCUGCAGGUGAAGGAAGUGAAAAUUGGAGACAUUAUUCUUUCAUUGCAUGUGCAUAAUUCUUGUACUACUAAUAUCAAACAGAAUAUGAAGAGGGAUAGGUCAACCCAAGUCUUACAGAUUGAAAUUUGAAAGUGAUAAUAAGUUGUUUUUUUUAUGUUUUUCUCACAAACUGUAUCUGUUAGCCUAAAAGAUUGCUGUUCAAAGCAUUGGAAGUAUAAUCCUUGUAUUCUAUGCAAAUCCUGAUUGUACUUUAUUCAAUGCAGGGGAUUUUGCAAUUGAGAAAUGAUUUGUGGACAUCUAAUUGUGAUGUCCGACACCGUAUAACGAUACGGAUUUGAAUUGUAGUAAUUUUUUCUCUCACUUAGUCAAAUCUGCUUGUAUUUUAUACGAUAUCGGCAUAUGGUGUCCCAAAUCUGAUGUCCCAAUAACGCUACUCUUUGCAAUUGUUGUAUCAAGUGUAUUAUUUCUUUUAUACAUUUUUUAGUAUAAGGAAUUCAAAAUUUACCAUUUUUUUAGUAUAAGGAAUUCAAAACAUUGUGAUGAAUUUGGGGUUCCUAUUUAUAUUCAACAUUUACACUAAAGCCAGGUCAAUGGCAUAGCUUUUGAAA
Messenger RNA from Cicer arietinum (chickpea), 2129 nucleotides. RefSeq names its product histone-lysine N-methyltransferase ASHH3. NCBI's taxonomy places the organism in Eukaryota, Viridiplantae, Streptophyta, Magnoliopsida, Fabales, Fabaceae. Gene Ontology annotation, cellular component: nucleus. The record is from RefSeq and is a predicted model, not a curated record. Gene Ontology annotation, molecular function: histone methyltransferase activity; protein binding.